AUGGAAUAUACUCUUCUCCUUCUCUUCCUUGACCUCCCAUUGCAGUCAAACGAAGUUACCAGCAGUGGUGCAAUGGAAUUAGAAGGACUGAAGAGGGCACUAAAGGGCCUUGAGGACCAGAAAGUUUGCGUGCGUGAGCUUGUGACGUAUAGGCACACCCAGGUGCGCAAACACAUGAGACAAAAUCGGCCUGAUAUUGCCCACCUCAUUGAUGCUUGGCAUGUUGCCAAAGGGCUGAAAAAGAAGCUGCAGGCUGUCUCCCGGUCACGGGGCUGCGGUGUGAUUGAGAAGUGGGAGACCUCCAUCAUUAACCACUUCUACUUUUCGGUGAGGAUAGCUGCAGCAAGAGUGAUGACCGCUGAAAGAAGAGGCGAGCUCGCGGUAGCCAUCUGGCUGUCGCUCCUCAACCACAUCCAGAACAAGCACUGUGGCCACAGCAAGGAAUAUGCCAACUGCGAGCAUGGGGACCUCUUGCCUAGAAAGUGGAUUUUUCCAGGUACUGAUGCCUUUGACAAACUGCGCGGCAUAGUGGAAAAUAAUCGCCUGCUUCUAGACAUCAAGCAGGUGUCACCAUCAUUCCAAACAUCAAGUUUGGAAUCCUUCCAUUCUGUCCUGAACCAGUUUGCUCCAAAGAGCUUCACAUUUUCUUUUCAUGGGAUGCUGGCAAGGUCAAAACUGGCUGCUUUGCACUACAAUGAAAAUGCGGACAGGGUGCAACACAGAACUACUGUGGGCAAGCGGCAGUGGGCAGUGAAGUACCCAAAAGCAAGAAAAGGCAAGCCAGUGGCAUGCCCAGUCAAAGAGCCUGCAACUUUUGGUGCGUACAUAACUGCGUAGGGAGGCCAAAACCUGAAUUUCUACAAUUAGGACAGCAUACUUAGCCCACUGUUUGCAGCAGAUGCAUGGGUCAAAGGUUAUGAGAAAAAUCAUAUAGCACGCACUAAUAGCCUUGAAGCAGUUGUGGCAUGUAUAAGCAGCUUUCAACACUUUUAGCCACAACAAAAAUGGCUGCACAGGUUGACACCAGCACAGGCUCUCACAUACUGUAUCUUCUGU
This is a messenger RNA of Dermacentor silvarum, 1056 nucleotides long. RefSeq lists its product as uncharacterized. The record is from RefSeq and is a predicted model, not a curated record. The transcript is spliced from 4 exons. Lineage: Eukaryota; Metazoa; Arthropoda; Arachnida; Ixodida; Ixodidae. Bases 1 to 837 code for a protein of 278 amino acids.